Molecule: messenger RNA, 540 nt
Organism: Striga asiatica
Lineage: Eukaryota; Viridiplantae; Streptophyta; Magnoliopsida; Lamiales; Orobanchaceae
Source: the annotation of a GenBank genome assembly
AUGGCGAAUAGUUGUAAGUCAAGUGAUUCAGAUUCUGAUGAUGCAAAGGAAGAUGCCUAUGCGGCUGUUGCGUAUUCAAGGAUGAUGGAGUAUAAUUUCAUAUCCCCCGAACAUAUCAUAAUGUUCACAGUUGAUGAUGGUAGCAUAAAUCGUGUGUUGAAGAGUGGCACCUUAUCUUACAUAGCCAUCUUGCUUGUGCUUGGAUUUACACAUAUGCAGUCAAUAUGCCUCGACUUUGUAGGGGAAGAAAAUACUGGUGUCAUUAAAGGCGUCGCUUUACAUGUCAGUUCAGAACAAAAUGGUCAGAUGGCAACCCCACCACGAGUAGUUCCCCCCAUUGGUUGUGGUGGUGCCGCCAGCCCGUAUUCUGGCCGGUCACUGCAUCAUGAAGAAUCCAAAUGUUCUAACUCAUGUCUGCAACCCGCCUCCGCCUGUCAUGUCCGUGCUAUGGUAACUAUUGUGCCUCUGGUGCCGACUACACCGAAUGAUUUGGUGGAAGACAUCAUCUCCAAGGUUUUCUACUGCUCAAUUGUAAAUUGA